This is a messenger RNA of Salvelinus sp. IW2-2015, 1310 nucleotides long. RefSeq names its product antimicrobial peptide NK-lysin. NCBI's taxonomy places the organism in Eukaryota, Metazoa, Chordata, Actinopteri, Salmoniformes, Salmonidae. The record is from RefSeq and is a predicted model, not a curated record. Gene Ontology annotation, biological process: defense response to bacterium.
CUAAGUCACUUUACCAAAACCCAACACAACUUUUACUCUUCACAUCUCUACCACCACAAAUCAUGAAGACAUCUCUGGUCCUCCUUGCCCUCAGUCUGCUGGCUUCUUCAGUUUGGGAAAUCCAUGGGCAUCUCCAAGAGGAUGACCAGGAAGCACACCCGGAAAAGUGCAUGGAGAACAAGCUAUUGGGAACCUGCUGGGUGUGUCAGUGGGCACUGAACAAAGUGAAGGAAUCCAUCUCCACUUCCUCUCGCCAGGAGGAGCUAAAGCGGAAGCUAUUGUCUGUUUGCGAUAAUGUUGGCUUCCUAAAAUCUAUGUGUAAAGGCCUGGUGAAAAAACACUUGCCGGUGCUGAUUGAGGAGCUUAGCACAAGCGAUGAUGUGAGAACCAUCUGUGUUAACAUUAAGGCCUGCAGACCAAAGGAAGUUUUGGACCUGAGCUACUGACCAAGCAGCCAGUAUCCAGAUUCCAAAGUGAGAAGAUGGAUGUUCAGGUGUCAAGACAAUGCUAUGCUGCCAGCCUCUUGCUCUUUCUUUUUCAAACUAGUCACAACACAAGCAUAUAAAUGGAUGAUGAAGUUAUUGGAAUGAUUAUGUUCUGAAAUAAUGUUGUGGGAACAUGUAUUAUAAUUAAGCAAUAAGUCCAGAGGGAGUGUGGUAUUUGGCCAAUUUACCAUGGCUAUGGGCUGUUCUUAUGCACCAUGCAACGUUAUGGUAUAAUGGCCCUAUCCCACAAACCCUCAAGGUGCCUUGAUGCUAUUAUAAACAGGUUACCAACGUAAUUAGAACAGUAAGUUAGUCGUUUUGCGUCAUACCCGUGGUAUAUUGUCUCAUAUACCAUGGCUUUCAGACAAUCAGCAUCCAGGACUCAAAUGAUCCAGUUUAUAAUAGUGUAUGUGUCUGUCUUAAAUUGCAGUACAUUUUGUAUAAUGUACUAAUGUAAACCUUUUGCUACUUUAGUCCCAUAUGUUGAAAAAUGUUUAUGUUUGUUUGUGUGAACUUUUUGUCCAGGAUAAAAAGAAAGGUCAAUUGAUAGAGAGUACAACUCCUUCUUUGACACCGCUAACAUAACUCUAGAAAUGUAUCUAAUUCGAAUUUUUACUGAUUAACAUAUAGUAGAAUUUGUUUUAUGAUAAAGCAUUUAAUUAACUUGUCUAGGAACUCAUGUUGGCAAACUUUUUUGUUUGGAAUCUCAGUUUUCUGUAAAGAAUCUUGAUUGCUUGUUAUGUGGCUUAAAGUAUCUGUCCAGUGUUUCCAGAUUUCUAUGAAAUAUGACUUAUAAUGAAUUACAAUAUGAGURUAAAWGUUUUC